This is a messenger RNA of Rotaria sp. Silwood2, 576 nucleotides long. Lineage: Eukaryota; Metazoa; Rotifera; Eurotatoria; Philodinida; Philodinidae. The record is from the annotation of a GenBank genome assembly.
AUGGCUCGUUUUGUUUUUCAAAUGUUGGCUAUACAAUUAAUUCUAGUUGCAACAUCGUUUGCCAUUUUUGGUGGAAGCUCAAAACUUAAAGACGGUACUAAAUAUCAGCUUCAACAAAAGGUUCUUACACUUGGUACAUCAUAUACAAUCAAAGAUAAUCGUGAUCAACCAGUUUAUAAAGUGGGAUUUAAACAAUUAGGAUUAGGUAAACAUCUUCAAAUUACUGAUCCUAGUGGUACAAAUGAGUAUUAUUCAAUCAAACACAUCGUCAAUCCACUUGGUUUAGCAAAAUAUGAAAUUCGUCAAAAUAAUCAAGUGGUAGCUGAAGUUAAUCGUAAAUUUAAUUUUCUUGGUGGUAAAAAAUUUUCAGUUAAUUCCAAAUUUGGUACAUAUAGAAUUGAAGGCAAUUUUCGUUCACGUGAAUUUAAAAUUAAAAAAGAUCACCACCUUGUUGCUACUAUUUCAAAGAAAUUCUUUGCAAUUGGCGAUAAAUAUGGUGUUAAAGUUGAAAAAAACCAAGAUGUACCAUUUAUUUUAAGUUUAGCUAUUGUUAUCGAUGAAGUAGCUCACGAUUAA